Molecule: messenger RNA, 942 nt
Organism: Fonticula alba
Lineage: Eukaryota; Rotosphaerida; Fonticulaceae
Exons: 2
Coding region: 171-740 (189 amino acids)
Cellular component (GO): endoplasmic reticulum
Source: RefSeq, a predicted model, not a curated record
GGGGGCGAGUCCGAGCGAGGUUCGGUGGGAGCUGGGCGUGGAACAGCGGGGCCCGGGCCUCGCCUGAGAAGGGCGGGCUGCCUGCCCCGAGCGGGGAUCCCGCCCGGGCCUCCCCUGCCAUCCCGCCGUCCGCCGCCCCCCGAUCGCCACCCUGCUCUGCCUCCUUCGGCAUGCACACCAGCCGCCCGAAGACCGUUAUCACCAUGCGCAAGUCUGCGGCCAGCCACCCGGCCAAGCCUUUCUGGUAUGACACGCUUGUGUUCCUGCCGUUCUUCCUGUCGCACGCGUUCUUCGCCGUGUGCGUGGACAUCCAGCCGCUGUUCUCCAAGGCCUUCCUGGAGCAGUAUUACCCGGCGGCCCUGCGCGGCCUGCUGGACACGUACCUCCGCCUGUCCGGCGACGUCCUGAUGGCCACGGCCCCCUCCUUCUUCCGGUCGUUCCUCAUGCUGGAGCUGGCCUUCCAGCUGCCCUUCUGCCUGGCGGCCGUGUAUGCCCUGCUCAAGUCCAAGGAGUGGAUCCGCAUCCCGGCGGUGGCCUAUGGCGCCCACACCCUGACCACCACCGCGGCCUGCCUGCUGACGCAGUUCGAGUCCUCGGUCAUGGACAGCCAGCAGAAGAUGGUGUCCAUGGCCCUGACCGCGCCCUUCUUCCUGAUGUCGAUUUUCAUCCUCAUCCGCUUCGGCUACGGCCCGAAGCUCGGCACCGCCGGGCAGGCCUCCGCCAAGUCCAAGACCAACUAAGCGCGCGUGUCCGUGCGCGCGUGCCGGAGGGGGCCCGGCAAGAGAUGCCGAACGGGGGCCGGGGCAUCGGUCCGGCCCCGGGAGGGCGCGAGGGCCAGGCACACCUGCGCACUUUCCGCGCGGGAGCGCCCGCUCCUUGGCCGCCUCCUCCCCCCCUCCUUGCCUUGCGUGAGGAUAAAUCGAAUGAACGUGUUUCCAUCUG